AUGGUCAACUUCAGGCCCGUCUUCGAGCGCAUCAAGCGCCUCGAUGUCCAAUACAACAAACCAACCAAGGAGAUCCGUGGACGGGACACCAUCCUCCCCAUUACUCUCACCUCCAUCUUCAUCUUUUUCAUGUGGGGCCUCGCCUAUGGCCUGCUAGACAUCAUGAACUACCAUGUCAAGGUAGCCAUGGGGAUCGGCCGCCAGAAGGCCGCCAUUUUGGCCGCCGGGUACUAUGGUGCCUACAUCCCCGGCGCGCUCUUGAUCGGUGGGCCUCUAGUGAAGAAGUGCGGCUAUCGAAUCGCCAUGACGACGGGCCUGUUUGUUCUCGCCCUGGGCAACGAGUUCAUGUCCAUUGGGGCAAGUCGCUGCAGUCUUGCGGGCAUGGUGGCCGCGCAUUUCGUCAUCGGUUUGGGUGUUUCGACCUUGGAACGCUCAGCAAAUCCAUACGCUGUCAACUGUGGACCGCGGCGGCAAGCCGCUCUGCGAAUCUUGAUGGCGCAAGCUUGGGCUGGUAUCGGCACUGUCGUGGCCCCGUUCCUGGCCAACGCGUUCGUCUUCAAUCCCGACACCUCUACAGCACGCCCGGACCCCGACCCUCUUCGCCCCGGCAAAUGCCAGAUGCCGACGAUGAAGACCGCCUCGUGCGCCAACCUGGGCAGCGUCAUCACCUUCUACCGAGCCCUGGGCGCCUGCGUCUUCGCGCUCACCGUCUUCGUGGCAGUCCUCUUCUUCCGCACCAACUGGUUCCCGGAGGUCGAAGUCCCCGUCUCCGCGCCGGUCGACUGUGGCUGGAAGAAGUGGAAGCACCCACUGGUGUCGCGGCGCUUUGCUCGCAUCUGGUGGGGCGUGGCAGCCAACUUUGUCAACCUCGGCUGCCAGGUGACUUUUGCACAGUUCUUCAUCGAGCACAUGAAGGUCAACGCCUGUGCCAGCGACCGAUGGGCCGCGUACUACAUGUCGCUCGCGCAGACGGCGUUUGUCAUCGGCCGCUUCGCCGCUGCGGGCCUCGUCACCAUGCCGCGGGUCUUCAAGCCCCGCUACGUGCUGAUGUGCUUCAUGGCCGGCGCCGUCGCGACGACCGCGGCCGGGACGGGCAUCACCGCGACCGCCGCCAUUGCCGUCGCCAUCAUGGUCAUGUUCUUCGAGGCGCCGUCGUUCCCCAUGAUCUUCGAGAGCGCCACAGCCAGCUUCGAGGAGUGGACGCCCACCUGCGAGACGCUGAUGAUUGUCAGCAUCUCCGGCGGUGCGCUGCAGCCCGCCCUGAUGGGCCAGCUCGUCGAGUCCGUCCACAUCUCCGCCGCCUGGUGGCUGACGGCCUCGUGCUUCCUGCUCGUCUUCACGUACCCGGUCGCGACGAACGUGAUUCCCUCGUUCAAGAUUGCCCUGGACAAGGCCGAGAUCGGUCCCGACGCGGUCGACCAAGUUGCCGACGAGGAGCAUGGGCUCCAGCGAGCCUCGACCUCCAAGGAAAGCUUCGCCGUCAGGAUCGUCGAAAAGGUCACUUUCAGGAGGAAGAAGUCUUCAGAGACUGGAUCUGCUACUCCCCAGUCUAGUGAGGGGCCGGCUCAAGGCUCAUAGAAUGCUGUGUGGUAGUCUUUGUCGGCGAUUUGGUUGGGAUUCUCUAUUGGGCUUUGCGACAUCGCAGAACGAACAAAGGACUGUGGAUGAGCAUGGUGAGGGCGUUGGCUACUUAGAAGGGCAGGAAGGAAUAGGUUGUUUACUUUGGAAUGGGUUUUCUU
Cladophialophora immunda is the source of this 1739-nucleotide messenger RNA. RefSeq lists its product as uncharacterized. NCBI's taxonomy places the organism in Eukaryota, Fungi, Ascomycota, Eurotiomycetes, Chaetothyriales, Herpotrichiellaceae. Gene Ontology annotation, molecular function: transmembrane transporter activity. Gene Ontology annotation, biological process: transmembrane transport. The record is from RefSeq and is a predicted model, not a curated record. The transcript has a single exon. Bases 1 to 1578 code for a protein of 525 amino acids.